UAUAACAAAGAAGUAUUAAGCGUUAAAUAAAAAAAUAUGGCUAAAUUUUUAAUAAUUUUAUUUAUUCUACAUUCGACAACAGCUAUUGAAGCUCAAUGGGAUAAUUCAACAUCUGAAGAGAUCACAAACUCAACUACCACAACUUUAGUAUCACAACCUUCUAUGACAAGCACGGCCAAAAAUUUUAUAAACUCGUUAUUGUAUGGUCUUAUAACUGGAAUAAAAUUAUUAUUAACGCCAGUAAUGAUUUUACUUGUGACACUAUUAAAUAUAGUAGAGACAUUACUUGGUGGUGUAAUGUUGUUGCUGACGAUAACUUCAAAAACACUCCUUGGUGUACUAGGCUUGUCUAGUGUGGCUUCAAUGUUGGUGGACUUAUUAGUUGAAAUUCAAGACAUGGUCAAUAACACAUUGAAAACAAUUAAUAAUAUUUUGUCUCAGCUUUCGAUAACGUAAUAAUUUGGCCCAUUUUAUUCGUCAAAGUAAUAGUACUACACUCAAAUAACAUUCAAAUUUUCCAAAAAAAUCAUAUCAAUGUUAGGCAAAAUUGCUUCAUUAAUUAAUGCAAGGAAAGUUGGAACAUCAUGAGAUACCGUAAAAUCCGUAAGUGUCAGAGGUAAAAUGAGCCAUAUUUCUGAGAAAACUUUUUCCUUUUAAAUAUUUUUCCGCACGACUAAGAGGAAAAUGGGGUAAGUUAAUCUCAGCAGUGCGGUUAUUUCAGAGUUUUGACAAAAAAAAAUUUUAUUUCUUCUCAUAAUUAUGACCGCGCUGCUAGAAGUGUCCCAAUUGUCCCAUCUUUUUCGAGACAUCGUAGAAAAAUAUAUUUUUUUUAUCUUCGAAAUUGUCUUACUUUACCCCGGACUUAUGGAUUUGGUUGUAUCUUGCUUUGCUCUAGGGUGUCCUAAUACAUAAUUGGGAUCAAUAAUAAUAAAAUAGAUUCAAUAUAAACCAUCAAAGUCAAUAAGGUUCUGCAGUAACCUAAGACAACAGAAUA
This is a messenger RNA of Microplitis demolitor, 994 nucleotides long. RefSeq lists its product as uncharacterized. The coding region runs from base 37 to 456 and encodes 139 amino acids. The transcript has 2 exons. NCBI's taxonomy places the organism in Eukaryota, Metazoa, Arthropoda, Insecta, Hymenoptera, Braconidae. The record is from RefSeq and is a predicted model, not a curated record.